Cladocopium goreaui is the source of this 453-nucleotide messenger RNA. The record is from the annotation of a GenBank genome assembly. NCBI's taxonomy places the organism in Eukaryota, Dinophyceae, Suessiales, Symbiodiniaceae.
AUGGCUCAUGGCCUUGGUUUGAUCGGUUGCAUCCUCCUUUGGGCACCAGCUUUGUCCCUCCGCACUGACUUCAAUGGGACUGCUGAGUCUGGAGCUUGCGGUCUCUUGUCCAACUGCUGCGCGACACCCAAAUGCUCGAAGAAGAAGUACUGGAAUUCCAAUGCGCUUGUCUACUUGGCAUUUGAAAAAUGCCGGGUAUUUGAACCCAAAGGUCCGUGGAGAACGGAGGAUGGCAAACUUGAGAUGACCAGCUUGAACAAGGGGCUUUUCACCAAGCUGGACAAAGCCGACUACAUCUGCAGGGAGACAUGUGACAUUUACAAAGAAGACGCAGAGGGACAGCGGAGCUACUACCCGGAAUUCACCGGCAGGACCGUUUAUCGAGCCGGAGGGGUCGAAGAAAGACCAAACAUGAACUGUCGCUUUGGAUAUGUCGAAGUCAAUAGCCGCUGA